Messenger RNA from Gadus morhua (Atlantic cod), 4527 nucleotides. RefSeq names its product protein mono-ADP-ribosyltransferase PARP6. The coding region runs from base 440 to 2389 and encodes 649 amino acids. The transcript is spliced from 23 exons. Gene Ontology annotation, molecular function: NAD+ poly-ADP-ribosyltransferase activity. The record is from RefSeq and is a predicted model, not a curated record. Lineage: Eukaryota; Metazoa; Chordata; Actinopteri; Gadiformes; Gadidae.
AGCAUGCUCAGUCCCCUCUGUGUUGUCAGGGAGAAUAUAAGACAGCGGUCGGAGCAGAGAUCUCCAAUAGAUAAACACACGGACACACACACACCGGCCGGCAGCACACAGACUCAACCAGACUCAGCUAUCAAGGGGGGAAUGUGGAUACUGUGUUUUUGAUGAGCAUUUCAAAGGGAGCGUUUUGGUUCUAUUGUGUUAUUCAGUGUGAGAGCGGCCGUUGGUAGAGCAGGAGGAGGAUAAGGAGGAAGGCAAGGACAGCAUCCUCUCCAUCGCGGAUGACGGUUCACCCGGGGGCUGUUGGAGGAUGAUGACGAGUGCCUGAGAGAGCCGUGUGUUUCUGUCUGCUCUUCGCUUCCCUCGACUCGCUCGGCUACGAUGGACCACAGUGGGGAGAGACCGAACCUGUUCUGAGAUAGCCCUAUGAACCGCAGACCAAAUGGAUAUCAAAGGCCAGUGCUGGACAGACGAGGAGUCUGACGGGGAGAACGAGUCGGAGCAGUUCCUGUACGGAAUCCAGGGGAGCUGUGCUGCUGACCUGUACCGCCACCCUCAGCUCGAUGCUGACAUCGAGGCCGUGAAAGAUAUCUACACCGACAGUGCUGUCUCCGUGAGGGAGUAUGGCACCAUCGAUGACGUGGACAUUGAUCUCCAAAUCAACAUCGGUUUCUUAGACGAGGAGGUUGCUACAGCCUGGAAGGUGAUCAGGACAGAGCCUAUUAUUCUGAGACUGCGUUUCUCUCUGUCUCAGUACCUCGAUGGACCAGAGCCGUCUGUGGAGGUGUUCCAGCCCUCCAACAAAGAGGGCUUCAGUCUUGGCCUUCAGCUGAAGAAGAUCCUGAGCACCUUCACCUCCCAGCAGUGGAAACACCUCAGCAACGAGUUCUUGAAGGCCCAGCAGGAGAAGAGACACAGCUGGUUCAAAGCUGGAGGAACCAUCAAGAAGUUCAGAGCGGGCCUCAGCAUCUUCUCCCCCAUCCCCAAGUCGCCCAGCUUCCCCCUGAUCCAGGACACGGUGCUGAAGGGCAAACUGAGCGUCCCGGAGCUCAGAGUGACCCGGCUCAUGAACCGCUCCAUCUCCUGCACCAUGAAGAACCCUAAAGGAGAGCUGUUCAGCUACCCGCCCAGCAGCCAGACCGUGGCUGUCCCGGCGGCCAGAGCCCCAGCGCAGAUCACCACCCGGCAGCUGAUUGAACUGUUUUUCUCAUCCCAGGCCGGCGGCCACUGCAAGAACAUCCCCACCCUGGAAUAUGGCUUCUUAGUGCAGAUAAUGAAGUACUCGGAGCAGAGGAUUCCCACGCUCAACGAGUACUGCGUGGUGUGUGACGAACAGCACGUCUUCCAGAACGGGUCCAUGCUGAAGCCUGCUGUCUGUACCAGGGAACUGUGUGUGUUCUCCUUCUACACGCUGGGUGUGAUGUCCGGGGCUGCUGAGGAGGUCGCCACUGGGGCAGAGGUGGUUGACCUUCUGGUGGCCAUGUGCAGAGCUGCUCUGGAGUCUCCUCGUAAGAGCAUCAUCUUCGAGCCCUACCCCUCCGUGGUCGACCCCAAUGACCCCAAGACUCUGGCCUUCAACCCAAAGGUCAUAUCAACAACAACAAAGAAGAACUACGAGAGGCUGCAGAAAGCCCUGGACAGCGUCAUGUCCAUCCGAGAGAUGACCCAGGGCUCCUAUCUGGAGAUCAAGAAGCAGAUGGAUAAGCUGGACCCUCUGGCCCACCCCCUGCUGCAGUGGAUCAUCUCCAGUAACAGGUCCCACAUCGUCAAGCUGCCCCUCAGUCGGCAACUCAAGUUCAUGCACACCUCCCACCAGUUCCUGCUCCUCAGCAGCCCUCCGGCCAAGGAGGCUCGCUUCCGCACGGCCAAGAAGCUGUACGGGAGCACCUUCGCCUUCCAUGGUUCCCAUAUAGAGAACUGGCACUCCGUUCUGAGAAAUGGACUAGUCAAUGCCUCUUAUACCAAACUGCAGCUGCACGGGGCAGCCUAUGGAAAGGGCAUCUAUCUCAGCCCGAUCUCCAGCAUUUCUUUUGGAUACUCAGGAAUGGGGAAAGGACAGCACCGCAUGCCCACCAAAGAUGAGUUGGUGCAGCGCUACAACCGCAUGAACACCAUCCCACAGAACGCUUCCUGUCAGCAGAGUCGCCCCAUUCAAUCAAGGUUCCUUCAGAGUCGAAACCUGAACUGCAUCGCUCUGUGUGAAGUGAUCACGUCUAAAGACCUGCAGAAGCACGGGAACAUCUGGGUGUGUCCCGUGUCUGACCAUGUCUGCACGCGCUUCUUCUUCGUGUACGAGGACGGCCAGGUGGGCGACGCCAACAUCAACACCCAGGAGCCCAAGGUCCAGAAGGAGAUCAUGCGUGUGAUCGGGACCCAGAUCUACUCUAGCUAAUGGAGAGCCUCACCCCCCACAACAAGCUCCUCCCCUUCUGGCCCUCAGGAGACCCACUGGUACCCCCACACGCACGGACGGACGGACGGACAGCGUUCAGAUACAGCCUCAGCCUCAGUCCCAAAAGGCUGACAGCAAAUUUGUUUUUCGCAGAAACAAUAUAUCAGACUUGUUUUUCUUGUGGUUCUCCUCUUUUGUUGUUGUUUACCUCGCCUUGUGUUGUGAGAGCUCACUCAGCUGCAGUCAGCUGCCUUCAGGCUACGCGCGUCGUUUCUUUCUCUCUGUCCAAAAAACUGUUUUGCUGUUGCCUCAGACACUCGCAGUACAACCAGAGCCUCGGCGUGGGACAGAGUUUACACACGCACACACAUCCAGGUGGACGCACACAAACACACACAGACACUCACGGUGUGUGGACGUACAACAAACCUGUGGAAUGACACACAAAGGAAACGAUUCAGGCAGUGGGCACAAGGUCUGCUCCUCGCUCAAACAUGUGUGCUCUCAAACACUGAAACACACGCACACACACACACCCACAACCCCCCCCCCCCCCCCCCACGCACACACACACAAAAUGCCUUUCCUUUCAAACCUAUUUUCCAUUUCCUCUCCAGUUUUGUCAAAGCAUCUUUUGUUCUUAUAUCAGCUGUGAUUUCACUGAUCCUUUGGUCUCUCACUCUCUCUCUCUCUCUCUCUCGCUCUCGUUCUCGCUCUCGCUCUCUCUCUCUCUCUCUCUCUCUCUCUCUCUCUCUCUCUCUCUCUCUCUCUCUCUCUCUCUCUCUCUCUUUCUCUCAAUCUCUCUCUCAUUUAUCUUUGUGAAUAUCUAGUGGAAAAAGGAAUCAUUCCAAUGCUAAUGAGCGCCCUUUGUGGUCUGAAUAAUUGAUGGUCUUACCUGCGUAUAGAAGUUUGAUCUCUUGAUGUGUUUGCAUUACCGCUCUGUUGCGUAUGUUUGCUAUUCUUUUGCUAAUGACGACAGUCGAACCGUGCGGGUCGGAAGGCAUUACCCCACUCGGCUGCACUCAACAACACAAGGAGAACCAGAACGCUGUCCCGUGCGGCGUGAAUCCACCCCUUCAUGUUUGGCUUUCUUGUCUUUGUUGGGAACAUCGCUACUGAACGGCUCUUUGAAGCCACCGCUUCUCAAAACGGCCAGCUCAAAUUUAUCCAACAGUUUUGCAGUUCCAGUUCCCGUCUUCGUACGAGAUGACGGUAAUAUUAUGAAAAUGAACUGAGUUGAAUAUCCAAUCCCCUGUGAGGGGGCCCAUAAUGUAAUUGGCUGAGACUGAGCGAGGCCCAUCUUGUACAGUUACUGCAGCUCAUCCAAUACCUGUGUCAUGUGGGUGGGUGCGAAUGUCCGUGCUUCUGCGUAGUGCGUGUACGUAUGUAUACAUGUGUGUGUAUGUGUGUGUAUUUGCUCAAUUAUAAUAGACAUUACACUUAUUUACCAUCGGCUCAGCCGGGAGAAACAGACCAGUGGAUCAGACCAGUGGAUCAGACCAGUACAGACCAGUCGCCAUUGCCCUCGUCUCGUCUCGUCUGGAUUGGACCAGUGUCGGCUGGCUGUCCUGGUUGUGGAGACGGGUUAGAGGUUGAGGAGGUGUGUGUUAUGGCCAAGUGUAAAUAAGGACACGGGAGACAUUGUUGAAUGAGGAUGUUUGCCAGAAGGAGGUGCACGCAUUCAGAGACUCCAGAGGGGGAACUUUAACGCCUUAGCCCCUACCCCUACAGCUAAAAGAGUUUAAUCUGAUGUCAUGAUUAAUGCCUGUUUUUGUCAAGUCAAUACGCCGAGAAAAUAUAUUCCACAGUCUCUCUCUCCCUACCCCUUUCUCUCCUACAUUUACAUUUACAUUUAGGGCAUUUAGCAGACGCUUUUAUCCAAACCUCUCUCUGUCAUUCUCUCACUCGCCCUUCCUUACCCUUUCUAUCUGCCUCCCUUCUUCUCCAUCCCUCCCUCACUCGCUCCCUCCCUCUUUCUUUCUCUUUGUCUGCCUAUCUUUCUGGCUCACCCUGCUGUUGUUUUGAAGAUAAUGAUGACAAUAAUGGUUGUAAUUAUACUGAUGGUAAUGAUAAUGAUGAUGAUGAUGACGAUGAAAGGUUAUGAUAAAAAUAAUAAAGACCGAUUUUGCACAAUUUUA